AUGCAGGAAUGUGUUUCUGAGUUUAUAAGCUUUGUGACUGGAGAAGCAUCUGACAAGUGUCACAAAGAGAAGCGCAAGACAGUGAAUGGAGAUGACAUUUGCUGGGCUCUUGCAACUCUUGGCUUCGAUGAUUAUGCUGAACCAUUGAAGAGGUAUUUGCAUAGGUACAGAGAAUUGGAAGGAGAGAAGGCGGCUCACCAAGGCAAGGCCAACAGUAGUGAAGAAAGAAACGAAGUGUCACCACCAAGGACAAGUACCUCUAGUCCCUUAAAGUUCAAUGUGCUUGAAAGGGGAAAUAGCUCGCUCUCCCGGCGAUUUGAGUGA
Molecule: messenger RNA, 324 nt
Organism: Prunus armeniaca (apricot)
Lineage: Eukaryota; Viridiplantae; Streptophyta; Magnoliopsida; Rosales; Rosaceae
Source: the annotation of a GenBank genome assembly